Fusarium fujikuroi IMI 58289 is the source of this 627-nucleotide messenger RNA. RefSeq names its product related to GNAT family acetyltransferase. The record is from RefSeq and is a predicted model, not a curated record. Lineage: Eukaryota; Fungi; Ascomycota; Sordariomycetes; Hypocreales; Nectriaceae. The coding region runs from base 1 to 627 and encodes 208 amino acids. The transcript has a single exon. Gene Ontology annotation, molecular function: acyltransferase activity, transferring groups other than amino-acyl groups.
AUGGACAUCUCCAGCGUGAGCAAGGCGUUCCAGUCGGAGCGCCUCAUCUACCGCUCCCCAGAAGAUAACGACAAAGACAAGGAAUUCUUCUUCAAGCAUACCGAGAAUGACCCCGUCGCAAAGGCCCUCGCGGACCCUUCUAUUCUUCGUCCCAGAAACAAAAAGGGCGUUGAGGAGUUCCUAACAGAGUUUCAAAAGUCCACUCUGGCUGUUGUACUAUGUCUUUCCCCCUCCGAAGCCAAAAAGCAAAACAUCGAAAGCGAAGAACCAGUCCCCAUUGGCUUCAUAUGCAUCGGCUGGGGCGGCAACCCCAAGAACCGCGAACAUCAUCGGAGUACGCAUAUUGGUAUCAUCAUCGCGGAGGAGUUUAGAAACAAGGGCUAUGGCGGGGAGAGUAUUAAUUGGGCGCUGGACUGGGCGUUUAGGUUUGGUGGAUAUCAUCGUGUUGGGAUUGGUACAUUUGGGUUUAAUGAGCGGGGGCAGCAUUUGUACAAGAAGUUGGGGUUUGUGGAGGAGGGGAGGAGUAGGGAGGCGCUUUGGUUUGAUAGAAGAUGGUGGGAUAUGAUUGACUAUGGGAUGCUGGAGCAUGAAUGGGAGGCUUUGAGGGCCAAGGCAAAGGAAGCUUGA